AUGUCCAAAAAAACAGCAAUUGAAGCAUUGGAUGAUUUGUUAAAAGACCUCAUGGAUUCAACUCAAAUUUUUGGGGGAAAAAUUGUUGUCCUUGGAGGAGAUUUUAGACAAACACUUCCAGUAGUUCGAAAGGGAGCAAAAAGUCAAAUGAUAAAUGCCUGUCUAAUCAAUUCUCCAAUAUGGGACAAACUUGAGAAACUAAACUUAAGUGAAAAUAUGAGAGCAAGAUUAGACCCCACAUUUACAGAGUUCCUAUUAAAGAUUGGAGAUGGGACAAUUCACACAGAAGCUAAUGAUUUAGUGAAAAUUCCACCUUCUAUCUUAGUUCCUUAUACUAAUGAAUCUGAUGCACUUCAAAAACUGAUCCAAAUGGUCUAUCCUGAAAUCACCAAUGGAUCACAAAUCUCAUCUCCUUUCUUAAACAAGGCAAUACUAACAACGAAAAAUCCAUUUGUUGAUGAGAUAAAUAAUGCUCUCAUAGAUAGAUACCCCGGAGAACCAGUUGAAUACUUGAGUUAUGAUGAGACAUUAAAUGAAAAUCAUCAGGCCGAAUAUAUCGACUUGCUGAAUACAUUGACUCCCAGUGGUUUACCGCCACACAGAUUAGUUUUGAAACCAAAUGCACCAAUAAUUCUCUUAAGAAAUCUUGAUCCAACUGAGGGAUUAUGCAAUGGCACAAGGCUUACAAUCAAACUCCUCAGUAAAAACAUCAUUCAUGCUACCAUAUCAUUUGGUGAAUUCUCUGGAAAAGAUGUAUUUAUUCAUAGAAUUCCAAUGCAACCACCAGCUGACGACCAAUAUCCAGUCCCAUACAAAAGGAUCCAAUUUCCAGUUCGCUUGUGCUUUGCAAUGACUAUUAACAAAGCACAAGGACAGACCUUAGACUUUGUGGAGCAAAAACAGCCUCAGCAGUUAGAAUACUAA
Messenger RNA from Coffea arabica (coffee), 924 nucleotides. RefSeq lists its product as uncharacterized. Gene Ontology annotation, molecular function: DNA helicase activity. The record is from RefSeq and is a predicted model, not a curated record. Lineage: Eukaryota; Viridiplantae; Streptophyta; Magnoliopsida; Gentianales; Rubiaceae. Gene Ontology annotation, biological process: DNA repair; telomere maintenance.